GUCGUCAUUAUUCCGCGCCGGAAGACCCUGUCAUCGGGAUCCCUUUUUUCCCCGGAACCGUGGAAUCCCGGGCUAUGAAUCGCAAGCGACAACUCCUAGCGUCGGAGGCCUUCGGAGUGAAGCGGCGGCGGGCGCCGGGGCCCGUGAGAGCGGAUCCUCUGAGGGCGGGCGCAGGGUCCGCGCGCGAGGCGGUCCGGGAGCUCGUCCAGCUGUUCCCCCGCGGGCUGUUCGAGGACGCGCUGCCGCCCAUCGCGCUGAGGAGCCAGGUGUACAGUCUCCUGCCGGACCGCACGGUGGCCGACUUGCAGCUGAAGGAGCUUCAAGAGCGGGGAGAGAUCAAGGUCAUCCAGCUAGGCUUUGACUUGGACGCCCAUGGAAUUAUCUUCACUGAAGACUACAGGACCAGAGUCCUCAAGGCCUGUGAUGGCCGGCCAUGUGCCGGGGCGGUGCAGAAGUUCCUGGCCUCGGUGCUCCCAGCCUGUGGGGACCUUAGUUUCCAGCAGGACCAGAUGACACAGACGUAUGGCUUCAGGGAUCCGGAGAUCACGCACCUGGUGAAUGCUGGUGUCCUCACCGUCCGAGAUGCUGGGAGCUGGUGGCUGGCUGUGCCUGGAGCUGGGAGGUUCAUUAAGUGCUUUGUUAAAGGGCGCCAGGCUGUACUCAGCAUGGUACGGAAGGCCAAGUACCGGGAGCUUCUUCUCUCGGAGCUCCUGGGCCGUAGGCCCCCGUCAGCAGUGCGGCUCGGCCUUGCCUACCAUGUGCACGACCUCAUCGGAGCCCAGCUGGUGGACUGUGUUCCCACCAGUUCUGGAACCCUCCUUCGCCUGCCAGAUACGUGAGGAGUCGGCUCUUGGACUCUUCUGCUCACUGAGUGGGGUUCCUGGAAGCGCUGCCCGGGGUGGCUGAGCGGGUCACCAGGAUGGGCGCCAGGCUCCUGAGCUGGGCUGUGUGCACAGCAGCUCUGCGCUUCUGUGGGUGGGGAGCCAGGAGCCGUGCCAAGGGCAUGGGAAGGUGGGGUUGCCGGGGAUACUGGUGAAGGGAGCAGAAAGCUCUGCCCUCUGUGUCGAUUGAAACUGCCAAAUAAAACAGUGUGCCUGUGCUU
Messenger RNA from Peromyscus leucopus (white-footed mouse), 1102 nucleotides. RefSeq names its product serine/threonine kinase 19 (gene Whr1). The transcript is spliced from 7 exons. The record is from RefSeq and is a predicted model, not a curated record. Lineage: Eukaryota; Metazoa; Chordata; Mammalia; Rodentia; Cricetidae. Gene Ontology annotation, molecular function: protein serine/threonine kinase activity. Gene Ontology annotation, biological process: protein phosphorylation; positive regulation of Ras protein signal transduction. The coding region runs from base 75 to 839 and encodes 254 amino acids.